This is a messenger RNA of Mycotypha africana, 1032 nucleotides long. RefSeq lists its product as uncharacterized. Gene Ontology annotation, cellular component: R2TP complex; ribonucleoprotein complex; cytoplasm. The transcript has 4 exons. The record is from RefSeq and is a predicted model, not a curated record. NCBI's taxonomy places the organism in Eukaryota, Fungi, Mucoromycota, Mucoromycetes, Mucorales, Mycotyphaceae. Gene Ontology annotation, biological process: rRNA processing; box C/D snoRNP assembly. The coding region runs from base 1 to 1032 and encodes 343 amino acids.
AUGGCAAUACUGGAACUCAUCGAUGACAGUGAGGCUAACAGCCCUUUUCUUUUAGAAAGUGACAACAAUAACAACCAACAGCAACAAUGCCAGCCAAAAACUUUUGAUAAUCUUACAAAAGAGGAGCAAAAUGCUCUACUUGAUCACAUUGCAUCACAAGUGGCGAACGAUCCAAAGCUAUUCGACAAGCUUGCUAAUGAGUUUUUACAGCAAGCGUCGAAGCAAGAUUUCCAGGCCAUAAAAGUACAACCCCAACCGGGCUAUGUAUGUAAAACAAAGAUUGUCAGAACAUUGGGCGGGAAUAGCACAAAUGAAAGGGAUAUACAGAAAGCAUUAAAUGCAGAACCGGACGCCACUUAUCGCGUACCCUUAAGUAUGCUGAGACGUCAACCUACAUCCAAUGAUACAGAUGCCUUAAUUAUGGAUGCCUGCAUCAAUACGCAGCCUUAUUUACGAAGUGAAAAAGAUCUCGAUUACCGGUUAUACAUAUUAGAAUUGAGUAUGGAAUACGUGGAAGAUAUGGAACAAGUUGAAUUAAGCAGAGAAUUUACCAUGCCAGCAUUGCCUUCCGUUGGCGCGAUACCCAGUCGCUUUUUAAAGCUACCAAAACCGUCUUUAAUGACAGCUAUUCAAACAGAAUUAGAUUCUAAUAAGGGUACAAGUCAUCCCACCGCCAAGGAUGCUACGACUGCCAAUGCUACUUUACGUUCUGGAGUAUCUACUACAUCGACUAUGAGUACUCUUUCAUCUAAAAAUUGGACUUGCCGACCUGAAUUUAAAGUGAAACCUGAGGAAAAUAUCCUAUGUAUCAUCCUCCCGAUGCCUGACAAAAAUGCUCAUAACUGGACAGUAGACUUAACAACGACUGAAAUCAUCCUUACUAUCAAUAAGAAAAGUGCAUACACUAUCUCAUUGAAGAACUACCAGGUGGUUGUGGAAGAUGAUACCGUCAACAAAAUUGAAUUUUACAAACGGAACCAAGUUUUAUUGAUUCAAUUAAAACUGCUCGUGGCAAAAAAUCAAUUCAUUUGA